Messenger RNA from Siniperca chuatsi (mandarin fish), 1526 nucleotides. RefSeq lists its product as uncharacterized. The transcript has 11 exons. The record is from RefSeq and is a predicted model, not a curated record. Bases 123 to 1157 code for a protein of 344 amino acids. NCBI's taxonomy places the organism in Eukaryota, Metazoa, Chordata, Actinopteri, Centrarchiformes, Sinipercidae.
UAAACGCUAACACAGUAAAUGUCUCGUCUCUGCACUUCCUCUUUAGUGGUCAGUUCAUAAAUAGAUUGCUUGUCAAAACAAAAGUGAAAGUCUUACACUGACAGAGAGGAGUCGAGUGUGGGAUGGCUAUGCCAGAGACAUUACAAAGAGAAUAUCAAUCUAUUCCAGACAUGGACCAGGCAGCUGUGUCGUGGAAAAAGUUCUUUGUCUCCUUGGCGGGGACAACUAAUGGGGCUCAUCUAAGCUUUGUUGCAAAGCUAAAAGGCGCUGGCCAAACUGAGGUCUCCACUCGUGAAGUGAGUGACUAUGUUCUGGUUUUCUGUCCUAUCACUUCACGAGUUGGAACAGACAUCAGCGAGGCCCUGGACAACUUUCCAGUUGGUAAACCAGCAAUUCUGGUGGUGAUGCAUCACACCUUCAAUUCUGACCAUGUUGUAGCUGAAAGCAGAAGACUGGUGAACAACCCGAACGUCCACCUCACUGUGGACUGUCUGUUCUAUGAGGACAGACUCUUGGAGUGUAACCACAAUGAUAUUGCAUUGCUUGACAUCAAGAACUUUCUUGGAGUUUCUGCUUCCCAGGUCUCUAAAUGGCAAACCUGCUACGAUUGGUCGAGGAACCAUUCAGUUGCUUUAGGAGGUUUUUGUGUAGGGGUGGUCACUGUGAUGGUCACUGCAGCAAACAAAGUCCCUUUCUGGCAAACCUGCAAGAAUAUCUGGGAUUUGUCGUGGAAAAAGUUCUUUGUCUCCUUGGCGGGGACAACUAAUGGGGCUCAUCAAAGCUUUGUUGCAAAGCUAAAAGGCGCUGGCCAAACUGAGGUCUCCUCUCCUGAAGUGAGCGACUAUGUUCUGGUUUUCUGUCCUAUCGCUUCACGAGUUGGAAUAGACAUCAGCGAGGCCCUGGACAACUUUCCAGUUGGUAAACCAGCAAUUCUGGUGGUGAUGCAUCACACCUUCAAUUCUGACCAUGUUGUAGCUGAAAGCAGAAGACUGGUGAACAACCCGAACGUCCACCUCACUGUGGACUGUCUGUUCUAUGAGGGCAGACUCUUGGAGUGUAACCGCAAUGAUAUUGCAUUGCUUGACAUCAAGAACUUUCUUGGAGUUUCUGCUUCCCAGGUCUCUAUCUGGCAAACCAUCAAGAAUAAGAUUGGUUGAGGAGCCAUCAGAUGCUGCUUGCUUAAGCAGGUUUAAGUGUUAUCAAUGUUACUUCACAACCCCAGUAAUUGUGCUUUUCAGACACAAGUUUUGUGGCAUGUACAUGUUAAAUGUGUGUGUGUAGAGUCGUGUGUGCUGGAAUCUUAGGAAGUUUUAAAUGAAGACAAAACAUCUCUGUAAAACAAUGAUUGCUGCUGCUUUGUGCUCAUUUAAAUGUCAAAAAUGCAUAUUCCUUUAUGAAGAAUUAAUAAAAAUGAAUGAAUCAAAGUGAUUAUAUCAUAUUUGUUGCAUCGCUGAUAAACAAAUAUGAUGGAUUCCUAUGGAAAAUGAGGAUCUCAGAAAAAAUAAAGAUCAAAGUUUCAGUUCCCA